This is a messenger RNA of Ilex paraguariensis (yerba mate), 1462 nucleotides long. The record is from the annotation of a GenBank genome assembly. Lineage: Eukaryota; Viridiplantae; Streptophyta; Magnoliopsida; Aquifoliales; Aquifoliaceae.
AACAUUGGGCCUAAAGUUUUUGACCUUUGAAGGUCUGAGAACCGGGAGGAGCUAUUGUCAAUAACUGCCAACAUGAUGGAGAAAAAUAUGCAUGAGGGGAAGGAAGCAUCUUCUUCAUAUGUAUCUUGGUCGCCUGAAGUUCAGAAUGAUUGGAUCAAAGCUCAAGAUUCGUUGAAGAGAAAACUAAUCACAGAAGAUGAUUUCAAAUGGAAACUACCCACAACCCAACAAGCACUUGGCGGAAAAGAAGAUGCAGAAGAGAGUAGUGGAGUAUUGAAGUAUGUGGGUGGGGUUGACUUGAGCUUCUCAAAAGACGACCCAUCCAUUGCAUGUGGCAUACUUGUUGUUUUGGACCUCCAAACUUUGAGAGUUGUCUAUGAAGAUUUCUCCAUUGUCAGGCUCAAUAUCCCAUAUGUCCCUGGUUUCCUUGCAUUUAGAGAGGCUCCAGUUCUUUUAGAGCUUUUGCAGAAAAUGAAGAAAAAUAUUCAUCCUUACUACCCCCAGUUGUUAAUGGUUGAUGGCAAUGGAUUACUUCAUCCUCGAGGAAUUGGAUUGGCCUGUCAUCUUGGUGUUCAAGUGAAUAUUCCCACUAUUGGGGUAGGAAAGAAUUUGCAUCACGUGGAUGGUCUUACCCAAUCUAGGGUAAGAAAGCUCUUUGAAGCCAAAGGGAACUUAAUGAAAGAUAUGAUCACUCUAAUCGGGGAGUCUGGACGAACCUUGGGAGCAGCGAUGCGAUCAACUCAGAGCUCAUUCAAGCCUAUAUUUAUUUCAGUUGGUCAUCGUAUAUCUCUUGCUACAGCCAUCAAAAUUAUGGAAAUAAGUUGCAAAUAUCGGGUUCCAGAGCCCAUCCGACAGGCUGAUAUAAGAUCAAGGGACUACCUUCGAAAGCAUCAAAUAGUAUGAACUGUACCUACCUGGGCUGGGCAAGAACAAAAAGAGGUCAUCGUCCAGGAGCUAGUCAAGGCUGGAAUGGGAUAGCAAGCCCUUUCUUCCCUAGUCAAUGCCAUUAGAACAAGGAAAGAUGAGCCAUGUCCUUUUGUAGUGGAUAAAAAGAGAUACUACUAGAAGAGGAUGAAGGUUCUUGGAGCAUGCAAACAUAUGAAGCCCUUGAGACAGUGAUGCUGCUCAUUGAAGGUCAUCAAUGGAAGAAAAUUCGUUAGUCAACUCUUUUGGCACUAGAGCACUCUGGUAGUAACUUAGUCAUGUCUAAAGGCAUGUUUGAUUCAUGGCUAGUUGCUGUUUUUUAUUCUUAGGCUCUACAAUAAAUAUAGAGGGAGAGCUUAGAGAAGAUGGUAGCAGCAGAAUACUAGAACUAGACAUGACGGUUGAAGUGUAAUAAUGUUUGAUGUGCUACAAGAAGAUAUAGAACCAGCAUUUUAAAGCAUAGAAUGGCAGUAGUCAAAGAUGUGUUUACUACAUGAACAUACCCGAAAAAUCCAUGGAUAAGCGGCUUCACAAGAAA